Microstroma glucosiphilum is the source of this 1007-nucleotide messenger RNA. RefSeq names its product NAD(P)-binding protein. NCBI's taxonomy places the organism in Eukaryota, Fungi, Basidiomycota, Exobasidiomycetes, Microstromatales, Microstromataceae. Gene Ontology annotation, cellular component: endoplasmic reticulum. The transcript is spliced from 5 exons. The record is from RefSeq and is a predicted model, not a curated record. Gene Ontology annotation, biological process: fatty acid elongation. Bases 56 to 931 code for a protein of 291 amino acids.
UUUCUCUUGAUUCGUCAAACGACUGCUCCUCUCUUUCCUCUUCUAUAUCGCCAAGAUGUCCAGCUCCAGCUCCUUGAAGCGCUAUCAGCAUGGUUCCGGUCCCCACUGGGCCCUCGUCACUGGCGCUACGAAUGGCAUGGGUUUCGAAUGGGCUCGUCAGCUAGCCGCACUGGGCUUCUCCCUCUUGCUCCACGGUCGCAGCGCCGAGAAGCUCGAGACGACACGGCAGUCCAUCCUCGAGGGGCUUCCAGCAGGCAUCAAGUCAGAAGUAAAGAUUAGACCCGUCGUAGCAGAUGCGGGAUCGAACCCUCCGCAGAUGGCAGAACUGGAGGCAAUCCUCUCCGAAGGCGGGCUGAAUCUGCGAGUGGUGGUGAACAAUAUUGGGAUCACUAAUGAGGAGUACCCGAGAUUGGAGGACACGAGCGAUGAGGAUGUGAUCAAGAUGGCUACGCUGAAUAUGAUAUUUCCGAGCUUGGUGGCGAGGAAGACACUGCCGCUGCUGAAGAAGAGCCAGCCGAGCUUGAUGGUGAAUGUCUCUAGCUUGGGAGCUUGGGCGCCUAGUCCUUACCUCUCCGUCUACUCGGGAUCUAAGGCCUACAAUCUUCAAUUCUCUCGCGCAUUAUACAAUGAGAUGAUCCUAGAGAACGCUCAAGUCGAUGUCGUGGCCAUAGUCCCAGGAACGGUGAUCAGUGGCAUGAAUGACGGGCCACCUACAAGCUUCAUGCCUCUCUCGUCAGAUUGGGUCGCUUCUGCUCUAUCCUCUCUUGCGCCUUCCUUCUUCUCCUCUCGGCCCGGGCCUGUCAUCGUGCCGUGGACGCCUCAUUCGCGCGGUGCCAAAUUCCUCAACAUGGUGCCCGUCUCUCUUGCUGACCGUAUGACGAGGAAUUUUGUCAAGAAUGCAAAGGAGAAGAAGGGGAAGGAAGGCAAGUAAGAUGGUAGCUCAGUGAUCUGCGACAAAGUGUAUACCCUUGCGGAUCCAAUGUGUAUUAGUCGACGUGCAAUGGCGG